Messenger RNA from Alternaria alternata, 720 nucleotides. RefSeq lists its product as hypothetical. The transcript has 2 exons. The record is from RefSeq and is a predicted model, not a curated record. The coding region runs from base 73 to 618 and encodes 181 amino acids. Lineage: Eukaryota; Fungi; Ascomycota; Dothideomycetes; Pleosporales; Pleosporaceae.
GGUCAAUACAACUACAGCUCUCUCAAAUACACUCGAGAUCCUCAAUCCACACCAAAACACAACUACACAACUAUGUCUUCAAACAAGGACCAUACCUCGACUCCUCAGUCCUACUUGGACCAAGCCACAGGCGCUGUCCAGAGCGCCAUCGGCUCUCUGACGGGUAACACCGCCGACAAGGCUCAAGGCGAGAACCGCAAAGACACUGCGGCCGCCGAACAUGAUCUCUCUCACUCAGCCGCCAAAGCCGGUCCCUUCUCCGUAACUCCCUCAGGCGGCGUCGCAAAGGACAACUCGGAUCGCACCGAAGGCUCAUGGAACCAAAACAUGGGCGCCGCCAAAGAAGCGCUCGGCGGUCUUGUCGGUGCCGAGGGCCUCAAGCAGCAGGGUAUUCAGCAGAACAAGGAGGGCAAGGAGCAAGAAGCUGCUGGACAGGUCAACGACCUCGGCAAGGGCAUCGGAGAUAGGCUUGGUGGUACGGUUGGUGGUGCUGUUGCAGGUUUGACCGGCAAUGCAGCGCAAAAGGAAGAGGCGCAACGGCAGCACGAUGAGGGAAAGGCGAGGCAGAGGGGUGUCGAAGCAGACUUGCAAAAGCAGGCUGAGGCCGAGAGGCGUUAAGCUGUGGUGGUAGUAUAAAGGUCCCCCUUUGUGAGGACGGUCACGUUUGAUGGCAUUUUGGAUUGAUACCCGAUGAAUGAUAUCCCAUGUUCUUUUGACAUC